GUUUCUGAUGCAAUCUAAAGGGGCGUUUUAAGCCAUAUAAGGCCUGAUUGUUACCAAACUCCUGUUUAACUAUUCAUCGGGACACAGGUGCCAAGUGUUGGUGUGUAUGUCUCUCAGGCCAAAGGAAGACAUGCUAAUACCCGAGAUAAGAGAACACGUAUCCCUGACCGACGACUGCAGGGUGAGCCAGUGACAGGAUCAAGACAGAAGCACAACACCGGCGACUAGGGUUGCUUUGGACGAGAACAACUGGGAAUUCAUGGGAAGAAGUCACAUUUGGACGCAGUCUACCAAUGGCGUGACCAAAUCCGCAUCAUAUCUUGGAUGUUUAACGCUUUAUAUCAUGUUUUUGUCACUCACUGAAGCUUCGACUCACUAAUAGAGUUGAUUCUCUGCUCCGUCCCUUAAUAAUCAUGGACCUGCCUCUUCCAGUGUCUCGACUGGACGUUGAUGUGGAUUUGGGCUUUGCUCUCGUCUUCUUAGUCCUGCUGUGUUUGUUUCUGCUGGUUACGGUGGUUCGCUGCGCUCAGAUGGUUCUGGAUCCGUACAGCGCGAUCUCUGUGUCCACCUAUCAGGAGGAGCAAGUGGAGGGAUGA
Molecule: messenger RNA, 596 nt
Organism: Labeo rohita (rohu)
Lineage: Eukaryota; Metazoa; Chordata; Actinopteri; Cypriniformes; Cyprinidae
Product: cortexin domain-containing 1
Exons: 2
Coding region: 414-596 (60 amino acids)
Source: RefSeq, a predicted model, not a curated record